This is a messenger RNA of Tetrahymena thermophila SB210, 192 nucleotides long. RefSeq names its product transmembrane protein, putative. The record is from RefSeq and is a predicted model, not a curated record. Lineage: Eukaryota; Ciliophora; Oligohymenophorea; Hymenostomatida; Tetrahymenidae. The transcript has 2 exons.
AUGAUAGAACUGCAUAAGACUAAAUUUAAAGCUAGCUAAAAGGAAAUACCAUUAGAUUACUUUCGAGUAUAAAUUUUGACGACGAUACAACCCCAUGGCCAGCUCAAAAUGAGAAAAUCACUGUUAAAGAAUUAACUCCUUAUGGAAAUUACUUUCUUAAUUUUACAUCUUCUUAUCUUAGCUUAUAUUUGA